This is a messenger RNA of Dicentrarchus labrax (European seabass), 5658 nucleotides long. RefSeq names its product patched 2 (gene ptch2). Gene Ontology annotation, molecular function: smoothened binding; hedgehog family protein binding; hedgehog receptor activity. The coding region runs from base 517 to 4995 and encodes 1492 amino acids. Gene Ontology annotation, biological process: smoothened signaling pathway. The record is from RefSeq and is a predicted model, not a curated record. Lineage: Eukaryota; Metazoa; Chordata; Actinopteri; Moronidae. Gene Ontology annotation, cellular component: plasma membrane. The transcript has 23 exons.
GCAGCGGCAGCCUGGGUGGUCCCCCUCUCUCUCCACUUUGGUGAGCUGUUGCUUAGCAGCUAAUAAUAGGCGAUGUUUGCAAAGUAAUUUGCCUCUUCCUUGACCAAUGGGAGCCGGAGCACUUUUCCAUCAAACCUCCCUUUUCAGGAUUUGCCGAGAGGCGAACUUCUCCAAAUGUUACCGCUACGGGAUCGGAGUUAGACUUGACACGGACGGCUCAGACAUAGGCUACUACUACUACUACUACUACUACUACUACUACUCCUCUCUGAGACGUCGUUUCAUAAACCAUCGGGACGAAUGAAGACUGAAGGAUCUAUACGGAUUUCGGCGCAUAAUGUUGGGAUGGAGUUUCGAGACUUGUUUGGCUCCAAGGAAGACUAGAAACCCUUCCUCUAACUUGUCGCCGGCGGUGCUGGAUGCGCUCCUCUUCUAUGUUGGAUUAUUGUCGCUUUUUCUGAACUUGCACCGAUUCCCUGUCGCUUUGCUCUGCGCCCUGUUUACCCUUUUUGGACUAUGGCCUCGGAUCGCGGGGUCCCAGGGCCCGGCGUCUAUGGAGAUUUACCCCCGAGUUAUACGCGCUCCCAGCCGCCUGCGAACCCAGACCUACUCCGGAGACCCAGCUACUGCCACGCUGCUUUCGCACUUAAACAGAUCUCAAAGGGGAAGGCGGUAGGUCAGAAAGCUCCUCUCUGGAUCCGGGCGAGGUUCCAGGCCCUCCUGUUCUCUCUGGGUUGCCACAUCCAGAGGCACUGUGGAAAGGUCCUCUUUAUUGGACUCUUACUAUUUGGGGCUCUGUCUGUGGGACUCCGAGUUGCAGCCAUCGAAACGGACAUCGAACAGCUAUGGGUGGAAGCUGGUAGUCGGGUGAGCACAGAGCUUCGCUACACCAGGGAGAAGCAGGGAGAGGAGUCAGUAUUUACCUCACAGAUGCUCAUCCAGACCCCCAAAGAAGAGGGCACCAAUAUUCUUAGCCAGGAGGCUUUGCUGGUUCACAUGGAAGCCGCCCUGUCAGCCAGCAAGGUCCAGGUGUCACUGUUUGGAAAAUCAUGGGAUCUUAACAAAAUAUGCUAUAAAUCAGGAGUCCCUAUUAUAGAAAAUGUCAUGAUUGAAAGGAUGAUUGACAAGCUAUUCCCCUGUAUGAUAAUCACCCCAUUGGACUGUUUUUGGGAAGGGGCCAAACUACAAGGAGGCUCCGCCUAUUUACCGGGUAUGCCAGAUAUCCAGUGGAUGAAUCUAGAUCCAGUCAAGCUGAUGGAGGAACUGAGUCAGUUCACUUCACUAGAAGGAUUUAAGGAGAUGUUGGACAAAGCCCAGGUGGGACAUGCCUACAUGAACAGGCCAUGUCUAGACCCGUCAGACCCUGACUGCCCUCUCAGUGCACCCAACAAGGAGCAAGGAGAGAGUCCUGACAUUGCUGGGCGUCUCCAGGGUGGUUGCCACGGUUUUAGCCGGAAGUUUAUGCACUGGCAGGAGGAGCUGAUCCUGGGAGGGCGGGUCAAGAACAGCCAGGAUACUCUGCUGAGUGCGGAGGCUCUCCAAACCAUGUUCCUGUUGAUGAGUCCUAAGCAGCUGUACGAGCACUUUAAAGACGACUACGAGAUCCACGACAUAAACUGGAAUGAGGAAAAGGCUACCGCCAUCCUCGAGUCCUGGCAGAGGAAGUUUGUGGAGGUGGUCCACCAGAGUGUCCCAGAUAACUCCAGCCAGUCCAUCCACGCUUUCUCCACCACCACCCUCAAUGACAUCAUGAAAUCCUUCUCAGAUGUCAGCGUUAUCAGGGUGGCCGGCGGAUACCUGCUCAUGCUGGCCUAUGCCUGUGUGACCAUGCUAAGGUGGGACUGUGCAAAAUCCCAGGGGGCCGUCGGGCUUGCCGGAGUGUUGUUAGUGGCUCUGUCGGUGGCUGCAGGACUGGGUCUCUGCUCCCUGCUCGGACUCUCCUUCAAUGCUGCCACCACACAGGUGCUUCCCUUCCUGGCACUAGGCAUUGGUGUGGAUGACAUGUUUCUGUUGGCUCAUUCCUUCACAGAGGCUGGAAGUAACAUCCCCUUUAAGGAGCGGACAGGAGACUGCUUGCGUCGCACCGGCACCAGUGUGGCUCUGACUUCCAUCAACAACAUGAUUGCGUUCUUCAUGGCCGCUCUCGUACCCAUUCCUGCCUUGCGAGCUUUCUCUUUGCAGGCGGCCAUUGUGGUUGUGUUUAACUUCGCCAUGGUGCUGCUCAUCUUCCCUGCCAUCCUCAGUUUGGACCUCCACCGGCGCGAGGACAAGCGCUUGGAUAUCCUAUGCUGCCUGUACAGCCCCUGCUCUGACCGUGUCAUCCACCUCUCUCCGCACGAGCUGUCAGAUGCUGGAGAGCAGCCACACACGCCCACGACGGCAACAGCUCACACUCACCAGUACACGGCAGGAUCGACAAUCACAACCAGCACCCAAAUCACCACCACGGUGCAGGCAUUCACACAGUGCGACGCAGCGGGCCAGCAUAUCGUCACCAUCCUACCACCUACCUCACAGAUCUCCACCAGCCCGCCAUCUAUCAUUGUCUGCCCCACCUCACAGCCUCAAGCUAUCACACCUUCCCCUACCACCACCUCUGUGCCGGACCCCUACGGCUCCCAGCUCUUCACACCCACCUCCAGCUCCACUCGGGACCUCCUAGCCCAAGUAGAGGAUUCCAAAUCGGGAAAGAAGUGCGUCCCGCUCCCUUUCCUGCACUGGAACCUGUCCAGCUUUGCCAGGGAGAAAUACGCCCCUCUGCUCCUCAAGCCCAAAAGCAAAGCCAUCGUGGUGGUUCUCUUUCUGGGUCUCCUGGGGCUCAGCUUGUAUGGGACCACCAUGGUGCACGAUGGCCUCUACCUAACUGACAUCGUGCCACGCGACACCAAGGAGUACGAUUUCAUCGACGCCCAGUUCAAGUAUUUCUCCUUCUACAACAUGUACCUGGUGACCAUGGAUGGAUUUGAUUACGCCCGGUCACAGAGGCUGCUGAUCCAGCUGCACAACGCCUUCAACUCUGUUAAAUACGUGGUCAGAGACAGUGACAACAAACUGCCCCGCAUGUGGCUGCACUACUUCCAGGACUGGCUCAGAGGUCUUCAAUCGGCUUUUGAUGCUGACUGGCAGGCAGGCAGGAUUACCUCUGACAGCUAUCGUAACGGCACAGAGGACGGAGCUCUGGCAUACAAGCUUCUCAUCCAGACCGGCUCCAAGAAAGAGCCUUUCAACUACAGCCAGCUGACUUCUCGCCGGUUGGUGGAUGCAGAGGGUUUGAUCCCCCCAGAGGUUUUUUACAUUUACCUGACAGUCUGGGUCAGCAACGAUCCUCUGGGCUAUGCUGCCUCUCAGGCCAACUUCUACCCCCAUCCAAGAGAGUGGAUUCACGACAAGUAUGACACUACAGGGGAGAAUCUGCGCAUCCCAGCAGCAGAGCCCCUGGAGUUUGCCCAGUUCCCCUUCUACCUGAACGGCCUUCGCCAGGCUGGUGACUUUGUGGAGGCCAUCGAGAGCGUGCGGGCCGUUUGUGAUGAGUUUAGCCGCAAGGGUGUGUUCAACUACCCUAACGGAUACCCAUUCCUGUUCUGGGAGCAGUACAUUGGCCUCAGACACUGGUUCCUGCUGGCAAUCAGUGUGGUGCUGGCCUGCACCUUCCUGGUCUGUGCGAUUCUCCUGCUCAACCCCUGGACUGCCGGCAUCAUUGUGUUUAUCUUGGCCAUGAUGACAGUGGAGUUGUUUGGCAUCAUGGGUCUGAUUGGCAUCAAGCUGAGUGCCAUCCCUGUGGUUAUCCUGAUCGCCUCUGUGGGCAUCGGAGUGGAGUUCACUGUUCACAUCGCACUGGGCUUCCUGUCAGCGAUUGGCAACAGAAACAAGCGCUCUGCAGUGGCUCUGGAGCACAUGUUUGCCCCGGUGGUUGACGGGGCGAUCUCCACGCUGCUGGGCGUUCUCAUGCUGGCAGGGUCAGAGUUUGACUUCAUCAUGAGGUAUUUCUUUGCUGUGCUGGCCAUCCUGACUGUUUUGGGGAUGCUGAAUGGCUUGGUUCUCCUGCCAGUCCUCCUGUCCAUGAUGGGCCCUCCAGCUGAGGUCACCCCGGUUGACAACUCCAGCCGCCUGCCCACGCCGUCCCCUGAGCCCCCACUCCCUCCACCGAUGACCCACCACGGCUACUACACAGGCCACCACAACCCGCGGUCAUCUCGUCAGCAGGCUUUCUCAGAGUCGUCGGACUCUGAGUAUUAUUCGGAGAUGACCACCACUUCAGGGAUCGGGGAGGAGGAUUAUAAGUACUGCGAUCGAAGCGCGUACAUAGCAUCGCACACCAGCGUUCCACCUGCAACAUCUCACAUACUGCUGGAAGCCAGCAAGAACCCCAGCUUCCCCAAACUCACGGUGGUGAAGCCAUUCAGAGAAAAUUCAACAGGCACUGGUGGAAGGAUAGAACCUUUACAUGAAUCUUCCCACAAUGCACAGUCACCUCUCGGGUCCCAGGUUACGUGCUGGGAUGUGAACAAGCGGGAGCAGCAGCAGGGCCUCCAGAGGCUCCAGGCACUGCCCGGCCAACACUUACCCAGCGACAGAGCUCACUUCCCUGGGAGGACUUGUCAAAGCGGCCCCAGGCUACAGAACAGCAGAGGGCCUCAGCCUAACAGGACUAAAGGGCCGAGCUAUAGCAAUAGCAGCUCCACCCUGCCGAUGCAACAAGGCUCCACUGGGGGGUCGGUUACCAUGGUAACGGCCACAGCUUCCGUGACGGUAGCUGUGCAUCCGACCUUACCAGGGGCGGCCUACCAAGGCUACAUGCAUGAAGGUUUUGACACGGACAGCGAGUCGGACUGUUUUGAAGCUGCUAAGAGGACUUGUGGUGACAAAACCAACUUUUCUUCAUGUAAGAGAGACUCUCUAGAGCUCCAGGACUUGGAAGCAACACAGGGCCGGACAGAGCAUCAGUUCGUCAAGACACAAGGUGGGUUGAGGAUCCAGGCAGCCAAAGAUUGCUAGACUCUCUCACACACCCUGCCUUCUCUCUGUGAGUCUCUGGCUGCCUCCCAGAGCACCUUGACGCCCACGUGGCGUUACAUGGCGUCUUGAACUCUCAACUGUACAUAGACUUCACACAGAAAAAGAGAGGAUUUAUUUCAAGGACAUAUUAAGAAAAAAAAUGACGUUUUAAGAAUUAUAUAAAUCUAUGAGUAUAUAUUUUAAUACUAAAAAAGAAGGAAGCUAUUUAAAAGAGUACUGUAUAACUUGGGUAUACUCUUGUGUAAAAGUUCAGAUGUAAAAGAUUAUUUGUUUUUGUGGGGUGGUUGAUUUUUUCCCCCCCGCAAUGUAUAGAAUAAAAAAUGUGCUAUAUGUAAAAAGUGUCCACAAAAAGUGAGAUGUUAUUAAGAUAUUAGGCUAUUGAACAUACAUGUCAGUGUCAGUGUUUGUAUUGUUGUUGUUAUUGUUGUUGUUGGGUUUUUUUUCGCUGCUACACUUCAAAUUAAUUUUAAGUGAUUUGCCUUAAAAAAUGCAGUACCCCCCCUCUCCCCCCUCUGGUUUAAGUCAGUAACUUUGUACACAGUAUUACGCUGUGAGAUAUUCUGCCUCUGACACACUGUUGUAUUUUAAGUAUAGACAUUCUCUGUCACAGUGUGCACUGUAAAAAAAAAAAAAAAAAAAAGA